Molecule: messenger RNA, 831 nt
Organism: Cylindrotheca closterium
Lineage: Eukaryota; Bacillariophyta; Bacillariophyceae; Bacillariales; Bacillariaceae
Source: the annotation of a GenBank genome assembly
AUGACUAUUACGAUCAGCGACAAGGCCACCGCCAAACUUGCUACCACCAAGAGAAGCAUGUAUUCUCUCAAGGCGUACUUUGACAAAGUCGAAAACUCUACUAUUGACACCAUCGAGUGUCUUAUUGCUGAUCAUUGGACUUCCCCUCACCCGACAGCACUCGCCAAGCUUGGGCCAGCCAUCGAGAACAUCCAGUCGAUGUUGGAUACUAUCUUGAAAUGUGAUAAUUACGAUGCCAAUUAUGAUGAACAUGGUGAUACCAGAGAGGAUGGGUUGUUGAGGGCUAUCGUCGACGCCGGUCACAUUUACUUUGCUGGAUGCUCGGGAGGUUUUCCAAUCGAAUGUUUGGACCCUGCAGACCACUUGGAAGGAUGGAAGGAUCUCAUCAGGUCGACUCAAUCCCUCAUUCUGGGAGCCGAAAAAUUCCUCUCUCACGGAGAGAACUCUUACCACGAGGUCGCCCUCAAUAACCUUUUUGAGGCUAUCGAAUCUGCCUUUGAGAAAAUCCGAGGAAUGCUACAGGCAUGGAUCAACGAGGAGAGCGAUGAUGCCCAUGAUAACAGAAUGGCUGCCAGCAAGAAGAUCGACUAUGAUUACUUGGUAGCCGAUGCUAAAAAAAGGGCUGGUUGUAAAAAUACCGUCUUUGAUGACUGGGUGGCCGCUGGACUGACGGAACCUAAUGAUGGCGAAGCUGACACGAACUCCAAUGACAGAAAGGCCACUGUUGGUUCCUCUUCUUCUUCUUCUUCUUCUCCAACCAAGAAGCGUGGUGCCGAGAAAGCUACUAUCGACGGACAAGGACCGUCCAAGCGCAUCUCACCCAACAAGUAG